This is a messenger RNA of Naumovozyma castellii, 2613 nucleotides long. RefSeq names its product Golgi transport complex subunit COG4 (gene COG4). NCBI's taxonomy places the organism in Eukaryota, Fungi, Ascomycota, Saccharomycetes, Saccharomycetales, Saccharomycetaceae. The transcript has a single exon. The record is from RefSeq and is a predicted model, not a curated record. The coding region runs from base 1 to 2613 and encodes 870 amino acids.
AUGACACAGACAACCUCCAACAACAACAAUAAUGAACUGGAUACAGAACUAUCGAAAAAUCUAGCCAAAUAUUCGUUACUGCUAGAUAAAUUAUCCACAUCAUCGCAAGUGGACAAACUAUCCAUAAUAAUUGAAAAUGAUCGUACCAACCAACAAACCAAAUUGAACAAUUUCAUCCAAGAAUCACAAUUGUCACAUAAUAAACAAAUCAGGAAAUUGGAACUGCAAAGAACAGAUCUUACCACUACAUUAACCAAAUACCAUUCCAUUUUGUCCAAUCUGCAAGCUUCCAAUUGGAAGGGACAACUAAUUAACAAGAACAUCAAGUCCAUAGACAAUGAAAGGAUAAUCAUCCAAGAUACUUUGGAUUUCUUAAAGGAUAUAAGAACUUUGAAAAAUAACAUCACUUUGAUCGAUAGUGCCAUCAAGGAGGAAAAUUAUCAAGUGGCAGCUACGUCCAUUCAAGAGAUUACGAAUUUGCCUCAUUAUGAACAAUUGAUAAAUUCAGAAUUUGCGAAAAAGAUUGUGCCAUCGUCUACCAUACCGGAAGAACCCAGUAUUCUUCUGGAUAAUUGGUGUAUGGAAUUGACUCAAUUGUUUAAAGAACAGUUCAUAGCCGCUGCGAAUGAAAACGAUGUAGAUACAUUGACAUUGGUGUUUAAGAUGUUCCCCAUGGUGGGGCAGGAUUCAUUGGGAUUAGAUCUUUAUUCUAAAUAUGUUUGUGAUAUUAUUGCUGAGGAAAGUAGAAAAAUUUUGACUCAAAAAAUAUCUCAGUCGACUAAUACCUCUUAUUAUUCACAGGCUUUAUUGCAUUUGUUUAAAAUUGUUUCCACCAUUAUUAAUGACCAUUCAAAGAUUAUCGCCACUUGUUAUGGGAAAAAAUUUAUGAUUCAUGUGAUGGAAAAUGUUGAAAAGGAAGCAGAUUUGCAAGCUGGGUUGUUACUAGAUAUAUUCGCUGAAUCCAGAAACUUAGAUGGCAUUGUCAAGGAUAUUGAUGAUUGGAAUCUAAGGCAAAGAAAGCACGCCCAAAGACAAAAGCAAAGAACAAUCAACAAUUCAAUGAGUGAUCAUAAUGAAGUUGAUAAUGACGAUGGUGGAGAUGAUUCCAGUAUGAUGAACUUUUCAAUGAACCAACUGGUCGUAUUGGUGAAUGAAUUUUCUCAAAUCUUACAAAAUUGGUCCAUGUAUGCCAGGUUCUUUUCUGUAAGAUGGAACGAAUUUUCAGAUUUGGAACCAGCAAAUAUAUUAAUUGCACCAACCCCAAUUUCCAAUAGUAAAUUUAUUAAAAAACUGAACGAAGAACAGUUUCUUUCCAAUUUUGAAAAAUUAACAAUGUACUACUUACAGAAAUCUUUUUCCAAUAGUAUUUCCAUUGAAGAAUUACCUAAGCUUAAUGACUUGAUUGAAUUACCAACAUUUGUUCAUAAAGAAGAGUCAUUAUAUCCAAUCACUUCAGUUUUGGAAGAUUUAUCUUUGCUGAUUAGAAAAAAUUUAAUUUCCAAUGUAAACACAGGACAGUUCGAAUUAUUUCAAAGUUUUAUUGAUCAAUUAUCUACAUUUAUUCAAAAUGAAUAUUUAGUGAAAUUCAUGCAGGUAAGAUUGAAGAUGUUACAACCAAAAUUAAGUGGCUCGAUUGGACUAAAGAAAUAUGUCCCUAAAAUAGAUUCCACUUCACCAUUACCAUCACGUACAGUUUCACCUAUGAAUACUAAUGCUUCUUCUUCAAUUAAUGCACAUGGCGUCCCCAAUCUCAAACUAUCAAGCUUAAGUAAGUUUGAUUUUAGAGGUGCCGCAGCAUCAGCAUUAACAAAUAUCCAAUCAAAUUUACAAACAGGUUUUAUUGAGGAAGCAAUUACUACUAACGUAGAAUCAGCCAUCUUCCUCCAUCAUUAUCUGAUUUAUAUUAAUUCGUUGUACGUCUCGAAGCUAUUGUUCCAUAAGUUAUUAAUUGAAGAACUCAUUGAAGAGAAUCCUAAGUUACUAAGUGAUAACUUCCCAUUUAAGGAAAAUUCAAAGACAUUAAUAACCAAAUUACAGUCUUGUGAGUCACUAAUUGAUAAACAAACAGAUAAAUUAAUUAAAUGGUCCAUCAAAUAUAUGUUUCAAAACAUCUUUUUAUCCAAAAUACGAGUCCUGUUGAAUCAAUUAUUUAUUAAUGGAGAUAAUAAUGAAAAUUUUUAUAUUGCUGGGAUGGAUAAUUAUGAAGAUUUAACAAAGAUUAACGAAUUCGUUAGAAAAUGGCAACAUCUUAUUAUACCAUAUCAAAAUGUUUUAUUUGAUAAAGGUAUAAAUGAAUUGCUGACAUUGGUUGUGGAGUUCAUAGUAAAUUUGUUAGAAAAGAGAUUCGAUUCAUUACAAGUAAACGAGCUGGGUGCCACAAAAUUAGAUAGAGAAUUGAGUUUGUUUAUUGGCACAGUUUGUGGAUUAAAUUAUAAAUUAAGAGAAAGAUUUACAAGGUUGACACAAAUUGUAUUACUACUUGGAUUUGACGACGAUGAUUUCGACGUGGAAACACAAGAUGUGAAGGAGGAUAUCAGCACUGGUAUCGAUUGGGUAUUGAGUCCCCAGGAACGUAUAGAGGCAAGAAAACUCAAGAUAGAUAGAAGAAAUUAA